Molecule: messenger RNA, 7869 nt
Organism: Mauremys mutica (yellowpond turtle)
Lineage: Eukaryota; Metazoa; Chordata; Testudines; Geoemydidae
Gene: NBAS
Product: NBAS subunit of NRZ tethering complex
Exons: 52
Coding region: 118-7263 (2381 amino acids)
Biological process (GO): retrograde vesicle-mediated transport, Golgi to endoplasmic reticulum
Cellular component (GO): Dsl1/NZR complex; endoplasmic reticulum membrane
Molecular function (GO): SNARE binding
Source: RefSeq, a predicted model, not a curated record
AGCGGAAAGGGUUAAACACCUCUCUCUUCCUCCCCCCGCCCACCGGGAGUUAGUGUGAGGUUUGUCCGCUGCCGGGCGCCGUAGCGGCUGCAGCAGCGAUCCGGGUCCGGGCUGAGCAUGGCCGCUGCCCGGGGGAGCUGGGAGGCGGCGGCGGCGGCGGCCGAGGUCAGUGGGGAAGAGGAGGAGGAGGAGAACAUCCUCUACGACCUGCUCAUCAACACCGAGUGGCCGCCGGAGACCGAGGUGCAGCCAAGAGGCAGCAAAAAACAUGGUGCAUCCUUUAUCAUCACUAGAGCAAUUACAGGUCCUGCAUUAUUUUUGCUUCAGUAUAUCUGGUACAGUCCUGCAAAGUUUUCCCUCCCUGCUGGGCUUGUUCGUCUGGUUAGUAAGCAGAUCAACUGGCAUCUAGCGCUUUCAAGUAAUGGUAAACUGUUGGCAGUUGUUCAGGACCAAUGUGUAGAAAUCAGGUCUGCAAAAGAUGACUUUGGAUCCAUUGUUGGAAAAUGUCAAGUGCCGAGGGAUCCUAACACACAGUGGAGACGAGUGGCAUGGAGUCAUGACUGCACACUGCUUGCCUAUGCUGAAAGCACUGGAACUGUGAGAGUAUUUGACCUGAUGGGCAGUGAGCUCUUUGUCAUUUCUCCGGCAACCAGUUUUCCAGGAGAUCUGAGCUACGCAAUUGCCGGAUUGAUCUUUGUAGAAUAUAAAGCAAGUGCCCAAUGGUCAGCUGAACUGCUAGUCAUCAAUUAUCGUGGAGAACUGAAAAGUUACCUUGUAAGUGUUGGAACAAACCAAAGCUUCCAAGAGAGUCAUAGUUUCAACUUCAGCAGCCAUUAUGCCCAUGGAAUAACUACGGUGGUUUAUCAUCUUGGGCACAGGCUUUUGCUUGUGGGUGGCUGUGAAACAGAAGAAGAUGGAGUAUCUAAAGCAACUAGUCGUGGAAUAUCUGCUUGGAGGGUUCUUUCCGGAUCCCCCCAUUAUAAACAGGUCACUAGUUAUGAAGAUGAUACUGGGACAGCAAAGAGAAGCGGAUUAUUAAGGAUUAUGAAUUUCAGAUUUUACAGCAAAAAAGGAACAGAACAGGAUGGAGUUUUCAAGAUGAGCCUAUCUCCUGAUGGAACUCUUCUGGCAGCUAUCCAUUUCUCAGGAAAACUGACCAUCUGGGGAAUCCCGUCUCUCAAACAACAAGGAGAAUGGGAUCAAAGCGACCAGCCAGGUUAUGAUGAGAUCAAUCCAGAUUGGAGGCUUUCUACUGAAAAAAGGAAGAAAAUAAAAGAUAAAGAAUCGUAUUAUUCACUAAUGGAUGUAAAUUGGUGGGCAGAAAAUGCUGUGAUCUUGGCUCGCUGCUCUGGAGCUUUGACUGUAUCAUCUGUGAAAACAUUAAAAAACUUACUGGGGAAAUCAUGUGAAUGGUUUGAAAGUUCCCCUCAGGUCACUUCUACUCAUGAUGGAGGAUUUCUAAGCCUGGAGUGCGAGAUAAAACUGGCUCCAAAGAGAUUACGCUUGGAGAGCAGGCCUGGUGAAGAAGAUGAAGGAAAAGAUGACUCUGACUCAGAUGAUGUAACUUCUGCCAAGGCCAGAUAUUUCAGUUACCUAAAGCAAGGCCUGUAUUUUGUGACAGAAAUGGAGCGAUUUGCUCCUCCACGGAAACGUUCACGCACUAUUACAAAGAAUUACCGCCUUGUGAGUUUAAGAUCUACAACCCCAGAGGAGCUUUACCAGAGAAAGAUUGAUAAUGAAGAAUAUGGUGAAGCUUUAUCUUUGGCUCAAGCAUAUGGUCUAGAUUCUGAUCUUGUAUAUCAAAGACAGUGGAGGAAAUCAACUGUUAACAUUGCUUCUAUUCAAGACUACCUGAGUAAAAUUAAGAAGCGGUCCUGGGUUCUUCAUGAAUGCCUGGAAAGAGUUCCUGAGAACGUGGAUGCUGCCAAAGAGUUGCUGCAGUAUGGUUUAAAAGGCACAGACUUGGAGGCUCUCAUAGCUAUUGGAAAAGGAGAAGAUGGUGGCAGAUUUAUCUUAUCAGGAGAGAUGGACAUUGAUGAAAUCCCCUAUGAACAAUUUUUGUCACCUGAUGAAGAGGCAGAAAAUAGAAAGGAAAGGGAGGCUAGGAAGCAUCAAGAACUGCUUCUAUCAGUGAACUUCUCAAAACUAACACUGGAACAAAAGGAACUUUGUCGAAGCAGGCUGAAAUUAUUAAGUUAUUUAGAUAGACUUGCAACUUAUGAGGAAAUCCUUGGAGGGCCUCAUGCAGCUGAGCAGAGAUAUGAUGCUGAAUUCUUCAAGAAGUUCCGAAAUCAGAAUAUUGUACUUUCAGCAAGAACUUACGCUCGGGAAAGCAAUGUGAGAGCCCUAGAGAUCUUGUUUACAUACCAUGGCUCAGACCUGCUUCCACAUCGGCUGGCAAUUCUCUCUAAUUUUCCAGAGACUACUUCACCACAUGAGUAUUCCUUUUUGCUGCCUGAAGCUUGUUGUAGGCAGGAUGUGUUGAUGAUUCUUCCCUGGAAUGAACAGAAGCAUCGGGAAGAGGACUGGUGUGAAAACCCACAGUGCAAAAUGAUAUUUGAACGAGUUCUUCAAGAUGAAGAUGAAUUCUUGUAUGAAGCACAACCUGAGUUAUUAAAGUACAGAACUACUAAGCUUUCGAUAGACCUGGUUUCUGACUGGUAUUGGAAUAGGGCACAGGAGAUUGAGAACUAUGCUAUGCAGGUGGACUGUGCUCUGUCCCUGGUUAGACUUGGUAUGGAGAGGAACAUUCCUGGUCUGCAGGUGCUUUGUGAUAACCUGGUUACUCUGGAGAUGCUGAUUUAUGAGACUGGAUGUGAUCUAACCCUAACCUUGAAAGAUCUGCAGGAGAUGACAGAUAGUGAAAAACUAAGACUGUUAAUGUUGAAUUCUUCUGAUGAAAGAUAUGUGAAGAACGUUUAUCAGUGGAUGGUCCCAUUUCUACAUCGCUGUGAAAAUCAGUCCCCUGGUCUUGCAAACACACUUUUUAGGGAGUAUUUAGUAAGCUUAGCAAAGGAAGACCUGAAAUUCCCUCUGAAGAUCUUUCUAAAUUCAAAACCAGAUUGUCAGCAAAAAAUAAUUCCUGAUCAGGACAAGCUGAUGAGUAUGGCACUGGAAUGUAUCUAUAGUUGCGACCGAGAUGACCAACUCUCCCUUUGUUAUGAUAUUUUGGAAUGCCUUCCACAAAGAGGAUAUGGCCCAGAAACAGACAUAACUAAAACUCUUCAUGACAAGGUAGAUGAACUAGAACAAAUUCUCAGUGUAUCUGAAAUUUUGGAGAAGCAUGGACUUCAGAAACCUGUAUCAUUUGUAAAAGAUACGCAGAACAGCCCAGAGCAAGCAGAGAAGCUUAUGAUUAGACUGACCAGGCACACAGGACGCAAGCAGCCACCAGUCAGUGAGAUGCACUGGAAAGGGUUACUGCAGGAUAUGUUGGAUAUGCAGCAGAAUGUCUACACGUGCUUAGAGCCAGACACUUGCUAUGAGAUAUUUACAGAAAGCCUUCUAUGUUCAAGCCAUCUAGAAAAUAUACACCUAGCUGGGGAAAUGAUGCAUUGCAGUGUUUGGUCUGUGGAUCCACCAGUUGGUGUUGUCUCAAAAGGAAAACCACGGUAUAGAGUCAGCUAUGAGAAAAGCAUCAAACUGGUUUUGGCUGCUAGCAGAGAAUACUUCAAUUCUUCUACCAGUCUGACUGAUAGCUGCAUGGAUUUGGCCAGGUGCUGUUUACAACUUAUUGUUGACUGCCCCAGUGCUAUCCAAGAGGAGCUAGAUCUCAUUCGUGCGCUUAGUUAUCUUGAAGAAUUUGGUCUGACAAUCUUGCCAUUACAAGUGCGUUUGUGUUCUGAUCGACUCAGCCUCAUCAAGGACUGUAUUGCUCAGUUGCCCACAAACUACAAACAGUCUGCCAAGUUCCUGGGACUUGCAGAUUUACUGAGAGUUGCAGGAGAUGACCAGACAGAGAGAAAAGGCCAGGUUUUGAUCCUUUUAGUGGAACAAGCUCUCCAUUUACAGGACUACAAAGCUGCUAGUAUGCACUGCCAAGAGCUUAUAGCCACAGGCUAUUCUAAAAGUUGGGAGGUAUGCAGCCAAUUAGGGCAAUCAGAAGGCUACCACGACUUGCGUACUCGGCAGGAGCUCAUGGCUUUUGCUCUGACACAUUGCCCUCCAGGUGCCAUAGAGUCACUACUGGCAGCAAACAGUUCUUUGCAGACUCAGAUUCUUUAUCAAGCAGUGAAUUACCAGUUACGCCCUUCAGAAGGAGGGGAGAAUAUAAAUAUCACAGGAUCUUCUUCGCUGAUCGCUAAGGAGACUCCUCAGGAAGAAAUCAGCAUUCCUUCUAGCCAGUCUGCUGACUUGUUGUAUUGGACCACCGCUAAAACCAUGAAAGUGCUGUCUAAUACAACUACAACGACAAAAGCCAUGCUGCAUGCAGUCAGUGAUGGACAAUGGUGGAAGAGGUCAUUAACUUAUCUUCGGCCAUUACAUGGCCAAGAAUUUGGAGAUGUAUUAAAAAGCAGUUCUGGAGCCGAUGCUGCAGUGGAAAAGCAGAGCUGUCAUCCCUUUUAUGAAUCUCUCAUUGUUGAUUCCUAUGUUGCAGAAUCUGAAGUAGCCUAUACUGGAUUCCAACACAAUUCUUCAGAAAGUUUUGCAGAAGUAUUGCUGAGAACAGGAAAAUUAGCAGAAACUAAAAGUGAAGGAGAGGACCUAUUUCCAGCUACAGAAGUUCUGUUACAACUGGCUAGUGAUGCUUUACCAAAUGAUAUGACCUUAUCCCUUGCCUACCUACUUGCAUUACCACAGGUGGUAGAUGCCAACAAGUGCUUUGAAAAGCAAUCACAUUCUGCUUUAUCUCUCCAGCUGGCAAGUUAUUACUAUAGCCUGCAGAUCUAUGCUCAUUUGGCACCAUGUUUCAAGGACAAAUGCCACCCCCUCUACAGGGCUGACCCAAAAGAGCUGAUUAAGAUGGUCACAAAGCACGUUUCUCAGUGUGGCUAUGCAGACUGGCCUGAAGAAAUAGCAACUUUGAUUAAGCAGUUGUACUACUACAAUGAACGACUACUGGACUUCACUCAGGCUCAAAUCCUUCAAGGCCUUGGCAAAGGAGUGGAUGUGCAGAGGUUUACAGCAGAUGGCCAGUACAAGAGAGAAACAAUACUGGGGUUGGCGGAAACACUUGAAGAAAAUGUGUACAACAUCGCUCUUUCCUUGGCUCAACGUUACAGUGUUCCACUUUGGGAAGUUUAUAUGACACAUCUUGAGUUUCUGUUCACUGAUAGUGGCUUAUCUACUGGAGAAAUAGAAGACAGAGCACAAAGUCUUGGUCUCUUUGAGACUUUAAAAACCAACCCUGAAGCCCUACAUGAACACAUGGCCAAAUAUGUUUACCCGGGUAUUGAAGGCAUAGAUCACCAGCGGUUGCUUUAUUAUUUUACUCUCCUUGAAAACUGCGGUUGUUCCGAAUUUGUAAAGCAUGCUAUCAAACCUGAAACUCACAUACGGCUGCUGAAAAAAUUCAAGGCUGUUGCACCAGAUCUCAAUUACAAAAAACUAACAGAUGAAAAUGUGAGCCCUCUGGGAGUAUUGCAGCCCAUCCUUACAAGUCAGAACAUCUUAUCCAUUUCCAAACUCGCUCCCAAAAUCCCUGAGAAAGAUGGUAGUAUGCUCUCUCCAAGCUCUGUUUACACCUUCUGGUUACAAAAACUCUUCUGGAAUGGUGAUCGCAAGCUCAUUAAAAAAGCACCAGAAACGAUACCAGAGUGGUUAAGUGCAUAUGAUACAUGUGCAAAGUACUUUGAUAGACUCUACCCAGGAGAUAUUGUCACUUUCAUUGAUGACAUUACCUUUUCUUCAAAGGCUGUCACCAAGCUGUCAGUAGAUGCCCGGCUAGAGAUGACUAAUAAGGCUAUUAAAGCAAUGCAACAGAUCAUUGAGAAAUCAAGAAAAAAAAACUCUGAAGAUGGUAUGGACGGCGCUGGAAGCACACCUGUCACUUACGAGAAAGCUCUGAAUCAUCUGCAGCAGUCUCUUGCUCAUCUGGAAACGCUCAAUCAUAAGUUUAUCACUUGUCUGAAAAACAGUGACCAGGAAAUGCUACAGAAGUACGGCCACUUAUAUGAUUUAUCCAGGUCAGAGAAGGAAAAAAUCCAUGACCAGGCAGUAGCUAUGUGUAUAGAUGGUCAGCCUCUAGACAUGAUACAGCAGUUGUUGGAAGUGGCUGUCGGAGAUCUGGAACUCUCCCCCAGAGAGAUAGUACAAUGCGCUAUAAACAAAAUUGUAUUUGCAUUAAGUGGCAAUGGUGCUGAAUUUACUUUGAUAAAAGACCCGCUUCAGAUACUAGAAGAGAUUGUUUCUGCAGUCCAUGCAAGUGCUGAAAAGGGGGAGAAACUAGUUUCUUCAGAUGAUCUAUUGGAAUGGUUGAGACCUUUCUGUAGUGAUGACUCCUUGCCAGUGAAGCCCCGCAUUAAGGUGCUGCAGAUUAUGGAGCAAGCAUUUCAUCUCAGUGAUGAGGAUAGCAGGCUACUUGUGUUCUUCAGAACUCAAGCAGUUCUCAAAGCCUGUUGGCCUGAGACAAAGGUAGAGAUAAUUGAUAUUGAAAAUGAAGAAAAAAGAUAUUCUCUCUUCCUGGAACUCCUGCACUCUAGUAACAGUCAGUCUGAGUUUCAGCACUUGGUUUUACUCCUGCAAGCUUGGCCACCUAUGAAAAGUGCAAGCAUCACAUACAUGAGAAAUAAUCCAUGGGUGAAACUAGGGACAGUCAUGCUAUCGAGAUGCCCAACUGAGCAAAAAGAGGAUAUGGGAAAUGAAAUUUUGAAGAUCUGUCGUUCUCUGUAUGAGACUAAGCACAUGCUGCCCGUAGAGUGUACGAAGGAAUUAUGUUUGCUAUUGCUUAACCAGUCCCUCCUGCUGCCAUCCCUGAAACUGCUAGUAGAAAGUAAAGACCAAGAUCUUCAUGCAUUGGCACUGGAGCAGAUAACAGCUGUUACUAAGAUUGAUGAUUCCAGCUGUGAUUCUGAAAUUCUUUCCUUGCUCCUGAAUGCGAAAUUAGUGGUAAAGUGCAUAUCCACUGUGUUCUACCCUCACCUUAUCAACCACUUACUGGCCAACCAGGAAGAGGGCCGUUGGGAUAUAGAGGAAAUAGCAAAACAACUGCAGGAAGCAGGCUUCAGUGCAGAGGCAGGGUCUCUUAUGAUGUGUUACAGAGGGACUCAUCCUGCCCUCAGAACCUACAGUACUGCCCUCAGUGCUGUUCAGCAUUGGAUCUGAGUGGCAAAACAAACUGAAUAUCUUUUGACAAAACAGCUGCCUGAAUAAUGUGUUUGUUUCAAUUGCCUGCUUUUUAGAUGGAGAUCUUCUACAUGAGAGACAAACUGUUCUUCUAAUGAAGUUAUAUAUCUAGAGUUGAUCAUCACUACUCAUGAUUUGUGGAAAAUGCUAACAAUAUACAUACAUUUACAUACUUUCAGUUAUUUUGAAACUUUUUACCAGUUCUAAAAGUCUCUCUCUCAAUAUAGGUAUAGUAAAUCUCUCAAACUGGCAAAAACUUUCAAAUUGGCAAAAAUAUUUGAAAUACAACCACUGUAAUAUGUAAAUUAUAAACUAGGAAAGUAACUUGUAAUGCUGCAGGGUUAUACAAUGUGUCAUACAAUUCUUGUAAAUCAUUUGCAUCCUGGUCACAAUGUAAAACAACAGUUAUCAAUAAAGGUGUUUAGAACAAUGUGUCAUCGCCAUGAAGAGAAAUAACCAAUGAGAAGUUCUGAAAUCUUAAAAUUUGAAAUUUUUCAAUGUUGUUUUGGACAAAUUAUUACAAUAGUUUUAUUUGCAAUCAGUGAAAUACUUUUGAUUUAUUAAACCUUUUCUUUUUCCCCUCUC